Molecule: messenger RNA, 1951 nt
Organism: Vanrija pseudolonga
Lineage: Eukaryota; Fungi; Basidiomycota; Tremellomycetes; Trichosporonales; Trichosporonaceae
Gene: mch1
Product: putative transporter mch1
Exons: 4
Coding region: 1-1731 (576 amino acids)
Biological process (GO): transmembrane transport
Cellular component (GO): membrane
Molecular function (GO): transmembrane transporter activity
Source: RefSeq, a predicted model, not a curated record
AUGACAUCCCCGCCCGCACCGUCCCCCACGGUCCUGUACGACGAGGAGCGGCGCCCGCGCGCGGACCGGCUCGCGCCGCCCGACGUUGCUGCGCUGAUGCGUUCCAAGCGCCGCUGGUGGCGCCGCGACGAGCCGCGCAGCGUGCGCGUCGCGCUCAUGUGCUUGUCGAUCGCGAUGAGCGCCGUGCAGGCCAACGGCGUGUACUGCUGGUCGACAUACGGGCCGGUCGUGUCCAAGACGCUCGGGCUGAACGGGACCCAGGCGCAGACGAUUGUCGUCGGGGGCAUCCUCGGCGUGUACCUCUGUGCAGCGCCAGUCGGCGCCCUGACAGACCACUACGGCCCGCGCGCGGGCUCGCUGCUCUCCGCGAUCCUCGGCGCCGCGGGAUACUUCACCUUCGCGGCGGUCCUCAAGGCGUCCGAUACCGCCGCGCCGAACGCCUACCUCGUCCUCACGGCAUGCUACUUUGCCGUCGGGGCCGCGACGGUCGGCUCCUACUUCUCUGCACUGACAACCGCAUCGCUCUCGUUUCCCGCAUACCCGACCCUGUCGCUCUCCCUCCCGCUGGCGCUCAUCGGCCUGUCACCCUCCUUCCUGUCUUCCUUCUCGCCGUGGUUCACGCUCCCGGGCGGCGAGCUCGAUGCGGUCAACUACAUCACCUUCCUUGGCCUGCUCAGCCUCGCCGUCAACCUCUUCGGCAGCGUGUUCAUGCGCGUCACGCUGCCCGAGCUGCCGGUCGUCGACGACGCAGACUCGAUCGAUAGCGACUACCACUACGGCUAUGGCCCCGCCGAGGCGGCCGCAGACCUCAGCGCAAGCCUCCACCUCGACGAGCGCACGCCACUGCUUAUCGGCGGCGUAGAGGCCGCGCGCGAGGACGUAGAGGCUGAAAUGAGCGGCAAGGAGGUCAAGUGGAGCACCGUGCGCCUUAUCAAGAACCCUGGCUUCUGGGCGUUUGGCGGCAUCCUCACGCUGUGUAUCGGACCGUCCGAGAUGAUCAUCGCCACCAUCGGCACGAUCCUCACCAGCCUCCUGCCGCCCGAGCAGCUCGUGGCUGUCAAGCAGUUCCUCGCCCAGAGCAUGGGCCACCCGCUGCUUUCGGUGUCGACGCUCGCCACCAGCGCUGCCGAGUCGUCCGCCCUCGAGCUUCGCAACAAGCACGUCCUCAUUCUGUCCAUGUGCUCGACCGUAGCGCGCUUGCUGACUGGAUUUGCGGCCGACCGCCUGUCCCCUGCGCCCGUCGCCGUCCCUGCGCCCGUGUCCGACGACCCCGCCGCCCCGUCCCACUACUUUGUCCAGCAGGACCCCAUCAUCCUGUCCCGCUCCGCCUUCUGCUCCAUCUGCACCGUCGGCCUCGGUGCCGUGCUCGCCUGGUCGGCAGCGUACCUGAAGGACGAGGCGCACUUCUGGGUGCUCUCCGCCGGCGUCGGCGCACUCUACGGCGCAAUCUUCACCCUCACCCCCGCCAUCACCUCGAGCCACUUUGGCCCGACCAACUUUGGUCUUGCAUGGGGCCUCGUGUCCUACUUCCCUGCGCUGGGAUCCGCCGUAUUCUCGUACACGUACGCCUUCCUCGCCGUGUCCAGCACCACCGUCACCCCAGAUGCGUCGACCGACCAGACGCUCUGCUACGGGCCCAAGUGCUUCAGCACGACCUUCUUCAUCUCGGCCGUCGGGUGCGUCGUCAGCGCCAUUGGACUGUUCCUCCUCGGCCAGCGAUGGCGUGUGUAGGUGUACGCCGCCGUCAUCAUCAUCAUCAAGCAAGCGGCCUUCUCAGCAACGACAUCAAGCUCCAGUAUACCCCAUCCAUCAAAGACCACAUCCAACCCCAACCCCGCUAGCUGUCAUUAAUUUCCCACCUUCCCUCAUCCACAGAAUCCCAUCAUUUUCACGACGCUGUUGCACGAUUACAGAAUACAGUAGCUACACCAAGCCGUAUGCAUUGCACGAG